CAUGUACCACCGUGUGAUAAAACUGUCUACACGUCUUUCAUUUUGUCUCUACGUAGCUUGACCUUACACCUCCAGCAGGCUUGCAAAACGUCUGUUGAAAUGGAAGAAAGACUUGAUAAGCUCGUUUCUGAAUCGACUCAAGACCCUGCAAGCUCCGAUCUGACUAAGGUAAACGAGCAGAUAUUAAACAUUGGUCAAGAGAUAGAGAAAAUCAGCAUGUGUUGGCACGAAAGUCAAAAUAGACUUGAGGAAAUUACUUUUAGCCCAUCUGAGGAGAAGACAAAUAUCGUGGAAAAAAAAACAAGUGGGAGCUUGGUUGAACAAGAAGAUGUGCAUGCUCGGAUAUUCAACUUGAUGGAAGAAGCAGAACCUGUUCCAGACCAGAUGUUUGAAGGAGAAACAACGUCUGGUCGUGAAGAUGAAAAACAGAAUGAAUCAUUAUUAGGAAGAGAAGAAUUAUUUAGAGAGGAAAAAAUGAGAGAGGAAGGCAGACAUCUUCUUAAGGAACUGAAGUCUGUUUUAGCAACGAAGGAUGGGGAAAAAAUGGUCGGAAUUCCAAGGGUUUUAUUGUUAAAGAAAUUCGGCGCUGUUGAGGGUGAAGACAAUGGAAGAGACACAGCUGAUUUUGAAGAGAUUGAAGAGAACGACGCUCGAUAUGGAGUCGAUAUGAAAAGUGGUAAGAAUGAAAAAGAAUCAUGUGUUGACGGUUCAAGUGAUGAAGAACAGGCUGGUACAGUUCCAGGAGAGGCAAAUAUUUCUCAGAACAAUGAGCAAUCAUUUCCAUGUAAUGAAAAUGGAGAGAAUGAAAUGACCGGAAUCCAAGACGUCGUUUGUAAACCAUCAAAUGACCGUGGUGCAGAAGAACGGGCAUUUAUGGGGCCAAUGAGUUAUGGCGCUAAUCCGUUUGCAUCGAUUGUAGCAACAGCAGCUGCAGCGAGGAACAGACAAUUUGGUGUGACAGAACAGUGCUAUGAAAUCGAGGCUGAAACAUUUAGUGACGACAGUGAUACAGGUUGAUACAAAAAUUAAAUUUAU
Messenger RNA from Dendronephthya gigantea, 1035 nucleotides. RefSeq lists its product as uncharacterized. The record is from RefSeq and is a predicted model, not a curated record. Bases 100 to 1017 code for a protein of 305 amino acids. The transcript has a single exon. NCBI's taxonomy places the organism in Eukaryota, Metazoa, Cnidaria, Anthozoa, Malacalcyonacea, Nephtheidae. Gene Ontology annotation, biological process: cell-cell adhesion. Gene Ontology annotation, cellular component: plasma membrane.